Phlebotomus papatasi is the source of this 1608-nucleotide messenger RNA. Its product is annotated as male-specific lethal 1 homolog. Bases 196 to 1569 code for a protein of 457 amino acids. The transcript has a single exon. Gene Ontology annotation, cellular component: MSL complex. The record is from RefSeq and is a predicted model, not a curated record. Lineage: Eukaryota; Metazoa; Arthropoda; Insecta; Diptera; Psychodidae.
CAUAUGUCAAAAUUGCGUCUGGAAAGAGAUUUUUUUGUAUCAAAAUACGCAAUAUCAAUUGCAGCAUUUGUUCACUUUUUUCGCUUUCCUGGAUGGAUUAAAGUCGCUGUAAUUGUUGCAGGGACCUUUGAGAAGUUACACAGUGUUAAAUUAUUUUGUGCUGAAAGGUAUAUUUUGUGAUUUUUCCGUGUGAAAAUGUCAAGUCGCAAUUGUGGCAGCAAAAACAAGCAGGAUGUACACAACUUGGAUCACCUGUACUGCCACAAAGCUGACAAUAGUGCUUACAUUAAGAAUAGCACCAAUUCCGAUCUCAUAUCCAUUAUCAAGGAGAAUAAGCAACUGAAAUUUAUGCUGCUGCUUCAUCUGGAUCUGAUUCAGGAGCAAAGUGAUCAGUUGGUGACAAAAGAGAAACAAAUCUCGACGUUGCGGCAGGAGAAUGAAUCACUGAAGCUCAAGAUUGAGCGCAUGGAGAGGCGAAUGCAUCUCAAACAGAGUCGCAGUAUCCUUCAUACAUUGCCACCGGUGGAUUUGAAGACAAAGAACAAUGGAGCAUCACCGAAAUCGCACUUCCGGAUGGACUUGGAGGCAAAAUGUGACACCAUGGAGGAUAUUAAGCCGGAUUUGGGAAUUGUGAACCAGAGAUCUCUUGCGGAGAUCAUGACGGAGAAGCCGCCAGAAGUCAAUGGGCUGCCCAUUGGGAAGAUUGUGCUGAACAAUGCAGGAAAUAUUGAGAACAUCACGCCGGCGACUACACAAAUGCCGGAAAUCAAAGUGGAAGCCAUUGAGGAGCAAUCUGAGUGUCCGAUUGAGGUACAACCGCCUCCGCCUGUGUCCGAACCGCCCAUUCCUGGACCAUCGGAUGGUGUCCUGGAGGCAGCUGAGCAGGAAAAGAAGCCCAAGAGGAGACUGUCUGAGGUUUCGACCAAGGAUCAAGGCAAAAAAGCACCCAAACUAACGUCUAUGAGCACAAGUAAGCAGUACGUGACGCGAGAUUGGGAAUUGAUGGAUCUGGAGGAGGAAUUGGUGCAGGUGAUUGAGAAGCGAGGAGAUUCAGAAAUCAAUUUGGAGGUACCCAGUUGGCGAAUAGUUGAAGCAGAAGAGGACGAUGAUGGCCAGGAGCGGCAAACGGACACACAGAGUGAGGAGGAAAUCCGCGAAGAGACUUACAUGAAGCGCCAUCUAAAAUUUGAGAUUGACGAACGUCGCCGGAAGAAAUGGGAUGUGCAGAGGAUACGAGAACAGAGAACAAUUGAACGACUCCGGAAGCGCCAUUGUAAAUCCGAUGCCGUGGCCGGGGCCGAGGAGAAGGCAUCAACAUGUCCAGCUUCCUUCUAUCCAAGUCCCAAUACCAUUCGCUUCAUUCACAUCACAGAUGAAUUGCCUGUCCAGGCAUUCGGUGAACUGAUACCUUCCGUCGCACCUCUGGAAUUUUGCCUGCCAUGGAUGACAUCCCACGAGAGUCCACACGUGAUUCUGGGUGGGCCACAGGAGGCAGCAAAUAUGCCAGCCACUUCCUCCAUUCGCCUCAAGCUAAAAGAUAAAAAUAAGAAAAUUAAAAAACUGUAUUAGCAUUAGAGAGAAUAAAAUUUACUUAUCACACUGCACAAA